This is a messenger RNA of Pimephales promelas (fathead minnow), 1316 nucleotides long. NCBI's taxonomy places the organism in Eukaryota, Metazoa, Chordata, Actinopteri, Cypriniformes, Leuciscidae. The record is from RefSeq and is a predicted model, not a curated record.
GAAUAAAAAGAAGAUUGUUGAAAAUGUAAAUGGGGCGUGACGAACGACUGGGCAGAAGAGAGAUAAGCGAUACUAGAGAUAUGAGACAGUAUUAAAGACAUUGUGAAAGGCACUGAAGAGCAAACUGCCCUCGACAUCAUCCUACCAGUAAAGAGAGAGUCUGCGUGAAGAUGAGGAAGACGUGUGUGACUUUGUUGACACUGCUCAUAUGUGUCCAGGUGUGUGCCCAUGACCCUUUGUACCCUCGUGUUAAGGAUGGUGAUAAGGCCCCGAAGAAGGCAUGGCCGUGGAUGGUUAGUUUGCACGACCCCACCUGCCAUAUUUGUGGAGGUUCCCUCAUCAGCCGUCAAUGGGUGCUGUCGGCCGCUCACUGUUUCUUUUGGGAUGAUGGCACACCUAUGGAUAAGGACAGCAUACUUGUGUACUUGGGAAAGAUGACACAGCGUAAAAAAAAUUGGAAACAAAAGAUGCUAAAAGUACAACAAGUCUACACUCACGGAUCGUAUAAUAAAGGAACUCUCAUCAAUGAUAUCGCUCUGCUGCACUUGUCUGAUCCAGUCAAGUUUAAUAAGUAUAUCAGUUCAGUGUCUCUGGUGCAGAGUGGCAGUGAUUUCCCCGUUAACACUAGGAGUGGGAUCAUAGGCUGGGGACAAAUUGGACAUCAAGUGAAUCUACCUUAUCCUGGGACUCUGCAGGAGGCUGAAGUUUUUGUGAUGGAUAGUACUCUUUGCCAGGCCGAGCUUACACAAUGGAAUAAUCAACAUCAAAUCACCAACGAUAAGAUAUGUGCUGGCGAUCCUACGGGAAAAGACACACAGCAUGGGGAUUCUGGAGGUCCAAUUAUGAGUAAAGAACACUGUUCAAAGUGGGUUCAGUUUGGCAUCACCAGCUGGGGAUUUCCAUCUACUAAUGGCAAAACACUCGGCGUUUACACCCGCGUCUCAAGUUUUCAGCAAUGGAUUACAGGCACUAUAAUAAAAAGCGAGGACUUUCCACAAUUUGUUGACGUAAACAUCCCUUGCCCAGGCCCAGGAUCAAAAAACGGGAAAUAGAAAUGGUGCUGCUGUUUGUGAGGUGAGGAGUAGCUCUGAAGACUCUUCUACAAUGACCCGGACACACGCCUGUCACAUGACUAUGUCUCUUCAACUCCCAGGAUUUAAGAUAGCUUUUAAAGCUCUGCUAUAUCUUUAACCAGUUCCACUAAAAACUGUUUCACAGAACUGCAAUGUUUAAUGAACACUUUCCUCUCUGUUUUCCUGUCAUCUGUUCUUCAUCUUCAUUUUGCAUAAUGUUUGCCAAUAAAUAUCAAGCAUCGA